Messenger RNA from Aaosphaeria arxii CBS 175.79, 3773 nucleotides. Its product is annotated as phosphatidylethanolamine N-methyltransferas-like protein. Lineage: Eukaryota; Fungi; Ascomycota; Dothideomycetes; Pleosporales. Gene Ontology annotation, molecular function: phosphatidylethanolamine N-methyltransferase activity. Gene Ontology annotation, biological process: phosphatidylcholine biosynthetic process. The record is from RefSeq and is a predicted model, not a curated record. The transcript is spliced from 4 exons. The coding region runs from base 438 to 3368 and encodes 976 amino acids.
CCAUCCCAUACCCUUCCGCCCACCUUUCAACACACAACCAACCCAACAACCACAACCACAACAACACUCAACACAUACACACACAUAGAGAGAGAGCUCAUCCUCCUCUCCCCCCAGCUCUUCAACACCUACUUCCGGAGUCUCAACACUCCAGGGCCCUUCUCGGAAACGCUCUACCCACGCCUUCCGACUCACAGAUUGCGCCCUCAACCACAUACAUACCUCCCCCUCCCGAGUCUAGCUUGCGCUCCACAACAUCCACCUGCCCCCCCCUACAUCGCCUACCGCGGGAACGCACUCUAUCUGCACUUUCUGCAUAGCGCAUUAUCCACCGCCUACUUAGUCCCGGCACACAAAAACCCCUCACGGCCCCCUUCUUCCAAUAUUCGAACGCCAAUUCAACAUAUACCUGCUCACCAUUGAGCAACGACAUCAUCAUGGCCGACCCCAGUAGUAGUAGUAAGGAGCUGUCGCCCGAGGGGGCACAGCUCAGAGAAAGACCAUCUGUGAAACCAUUGCAUCUCUAUAACUCGGACGAUGCAAAACAACGCGUCCUACAGCUGAACGAGGAAGAGGAUAAGGAACAUGGUGCUGGUGCAGAAAAGCGAACAUACGGAAGAACACCAGAUGGUAUUGUUUUCGUCGUGCCCCAGACUCAUGAUAUGGUCUCGCAGCUUCUUUCCCCAUCGCAACCAAAGAACCUGUCAGAUCUCGCUGUCCUCGCCGUGCUUGCUGGUCUGAUCCUGACUUUAUAUCUACUGCCCAAAAGCGCCCGCAUACCAGUUUUCGCCAUAAUCUUUCUGUUUUGGCGUACCGCUUACAAUGCAGGAAUCGGUUGGCUACUAGAUGCUCAGUCAAAACAUAAUCGACUUGUUCUGUGGGCAAAGAACUCGCAUAUCUUUGAGAAGCCGGAGUCGGGCAAGAACCCGCACCCUGCACUGUACAAGCUGCUGAAGCGCGAGCUGGAGACUAAGAUCCCUCGUGAUUACAAGUUUGAAGAGGCACCUCUGGAGUACAACACCUGGUUAGUCUUCAGGCGCGUUGUAGAUCUCAUUCUGAUGUGCGAUUUUGUCUCGUACUGCCUCUUCGCGAUCGCCUGUGGGAACAAACCCGUCGAAAGCUGGCUGCUCUGGGCUGCGCGAUGGACGACCGGUAUUGUACUCUUCUUGUUCAAUUUGUGGGUAAAGCUCGACGCCCACCGAGUGGUCAAGGACUAUGCAUGGUACUGGGGAGACUUUUUCUACCUCAUUGAUCAGCGGCUUACCUUCGAUGGUGUUUUUGAAAUGGCACCUCACCCUAUGUAUUCAGUGGGAUAUGCCGGUUACUAUGGCAUUUCCAUGAUGGCUGCGAGCUACAAAGUCCUAGCUAUUUCCAUCAUCGCCCACGCUGCACAAUUUGCUUUCUUAACCCUUGUUGAGAACCCGCAUAUCGAUAAGACAUACAAUCAACCAGCUCCCCGAAAGCGCCUGAGCUCCCAACCAACCACCUCGUUGGACGAACGUCCCCUCUCAAGCCACUCCGAUCCUGCAGGCGGAGAUGGCCGUCCUACAUACGAGACGAUCGACCACCCUGCAGAUGUUCACAAUCUGCUCGGAUUAAGGAAUAUUGAUGUCCAUCGCUCCAUCGAUGUCACCGUUUUGCUAUUCCCAUUCUACAUGUUUUGUCUCGCGACCAUGACCCCUAAUAUAUGGCCUGUCCGAGCCUUCUUCGUCUUUAAUGCUUUCGUCUGGCGCCUUUGGUUUUCAUUUGGCAUCGGUUACAUCCUUGACCGUCAGUCGAAGAAGAAGAACUGGACUAGGCAUUUUAUCAAAUACGGCGAUAGCAAGGAGGAGGCAUGGCGCCAAUGGAAGGGUCUCUACUAUCUCAGUACCACCAUGUGUCACGUCAGCUUUCUAUGCGCGGCGUGGAAGAUGUACGCCCUUCCCCCUGAUUGGUCCUACGGACUCACCCUGCUGCGACAUGUGGUAGGCGUCGCUUUGAUUGCAUUACACGCAUGGGUGUCUAUCAGUAUCCAUGAAUCCCUGGGAGAGUUCGGUUCCUUCUUUGGCGAUUUCUUCUACGACCCGUCCCCUAAGAGCUUGACCUACUCUGGCAUCUACCGGUUCCUGAAUAACCCAGAGCGCGUGCUCGGCCUUGCGGGCUUCUGGGGUGUGGCUUUGAUCACCUGGAGCACAUCGAUCUUUUACCUGGCCGCCGUUACACACAUUUUCAACAUGCUCUUCCUGCAAUUCGUCGAACGACCUCACAUGCAGAAGCUCUAUGGCCAGAACCUCCGCAAGGAAGCCGGUCUCAGCAAGACACUCAGACAGUCGCUACCAAGCCCUAUUCGCAAUUGGCAGACCGCCGCUGACAGUGUACUCAACUCUACUGCCGAGUUCAUCGAGGACUUGCUCGAGUCCGCAAAGCCGAAGCUUGCUGCAGGUAUGGACAGUUUCGUUAGAGACACUACGGCAUUGUUCAAAUCGUAUCCCGCACGCAUCUCCAUCACCAGGAUCUCCCCGGAGAUUGCUGGAAUCGAUCCCAAGAACUACAGUGUUGAGGUCGAAGGUACUCUGUCUUCUCCUUCUGUCGAACUCCAGAAGAAUGGCGGCAGAGAGGGUGAGAUGGCUAGAACCCCAGCAGCUCGCACAAACGAAUACAAGACCAUGAUCCUGGAAUAUGGCGCCCCUAUCAAGGUACGCUGGCGGGCUCCUGUCAACCACAGCAAGAAGGACUGGAUUGGUCUGUACAUGGUGGCCGACAACCCAUCUCGAGAUGUCACUACGAUUGGUUCCAACGGUCGAUGGAUUUCAACGAACCCUGGUGUCUUCGACUCGGUUCGGGCCGAAGAAGGUAUCCUCGUCUCUGACAAGCUAUUACCGGCAAGCGAGAGCCAAGACGGCGAGACCGAUCUCUUCACUGGUGAGAUGGAGUUCCGUGGCGACAAGCUCUGGUGGACCACUGGUGUCUUCGAGUUCCGAUACCACCAUGACGGCAAACACAACGUUCUCGCCCUCUCACAGGCGUUCGAAAUCCGCAUCCCCAAGUUCGACGAAGAUGAUGUCGAACUGGAUAUCAACGGAACCAUCCACCGACCCAUACAGGAAGAGCUGUUGCCCGUCAUCCAAAACUGCUUCGACAGAGACCCCGAGAUUGCACCCAGCACAGCUGACGAGUCUUUUGGAUCACAAGUCGAGCGUGAUGGGAAGUACUCUAAGAGAGUUGUCUUCGCGGUGCAUCAGAUGUUCGGAAUCGAAUUCGCACCCGAAGUCGUGCAAGCCGACGGCAACGUUAGAAACCUAGCCUGGCGUAUCUGCAAUGCUAAGAAGGUCCUCGCACCCUACAGCAUGUCCUCCACGAAAGGUAGGAAUACGCCAACGCAUGGUUAGUCGGAUUCGCAGGCUUGACGUCCGGCGCAAAGGUGGUGUAGUAGUUCACUCCGAGGGCCGAUCUGGCCGCCAGCCUUCCUUCCACCUCACCAGCAAUGGCUGCACACAGUCCUAGGCCUAUGCUAUUUGUAAAGGCCUUAAGUGUGUCACCAAGAGUUUGAAUCCGCCCUCUACAGUGUAUCUGUAGAGGAGGGAUUGAGAAUCUUAUGUUUUGUAGAUGAUGAAACCUUUUGCAUUCCCUCCCGUCAUUCUCUCCCCGUUCUCCAAAGUGAGCGCGUGAGUGACGGGGUUGUUGUACUUUUGUUAAGUUUAUUCCCUCCCCUUUUCCAUUUGGCAUAGCCUGCGUGCCUGCGUAUAUGAAAGAAGGGUGGAUGUAGUGAGAUAGAAAAUACGAUUGUUUGAGAU